This is a messenger RNA of Acanthochromis polyacanthus (spiny chromis), 2681 nucleotides long. RefSeq names its product L-rhamnose-binding lectin SML-like. NCBI's taxonomy places the organism in Eukaryota, Metazoa, Chordata, Actinopteri, Pomacentridae. Gene Ontology annotation, molecular function: carbohydrate binding. Bases 1878 to 2618 code for a protein of 246 amino acids. The record is from RefSeq and is a predicted model, not a curated record. The transcript is spliced from 9 exons.
UUGAUGUAAGAACUUAAGUGAUUUCGGUUUUUAUCAAGAAAUCCAUGGAAAAAUGGCUAAAUAUCAGCUCUUAAAUUAGACUCUUAUGAGCUAUUUUUGUUUUUAUCAUUAUAUUUAUCCAAACAAAUGUAGAUUUAGUUGUGCGAAAGCAAUAAACUGAACAGGAAAUUGAAGAAAACAAGGGUGGUCUAAAAAUUUUUCCAUGACUGUGUAUUUACUAGAGUGGCUAACCAAUACACAGUGUCACCAAGCUAGGAAAUUUGUUAUUAUGCUACGUUCAAGUCCAGUGUUGUGUAGCGGUCCAAGUGUGGAUUUUAUGAAGAGGGAGAUGACUGAAGGUGGACCACUCCCCACCGCAGAUGUCCUCACUCAGAUAAGAUUCUUUCCUUUGACUUCAAUAAACAUCUGCAGCAGCACAAAAGACAAGUGUUUCUUUAAACUAAGAGUGAUGUGCACAUUCAUGCACAGCAGUGGUACCUUCUUUUACACAGAAACUAAACAUAAAUUAUGCUGUCUGUACUCCUCUACACAUCCAACAGGUCAACUGUUCUACGCAGAUUUCAGGUUUUUUCAGUGGGGUUAUUUGUAUUAAAGCUGCUAUAUGUAUGAAUCCUGAGUGCUAUAAAAGCUGCCAAUACACACAAAAUGACAUUACAGUGUUUCCACUGUGCUUUGGCUUUGGAGUUGCCAAGGUGGACUUUUUAGCAGCUCAAACAAACUUGGUUCUCCCCCAGUGUCUGUCUGAAGAUUAUGAUCUUGGUGACUCCUAAUGUCUGGUAAUACUCUGUCUUCCAGGAAGUCCAGACACAAAAAAAAUAACAAUAGGUUCCAGGAAGUCUUAAACAAAACAAACAAACUAUACAAUAACUCAUACAGAGCUCGUCAGAGUGGAAUAAUUGCAACUGGAGCACCUGUUCAGUAUCGAAGAUGCUUCAUCAAAGCCACUGAUCAAUUCCAAACAACAGCGCUGUGAGGAGGGUACAUGCAUGAACUACUGAUCAAAAGUUUGGGGUUACCCAGACAAUUUCAUGUUUUCCAUGAAAACUCGCACUUUUAUUCAUGUGCUAACAUAAUUGCAGAAGGGUUUUCUAAUCAUCAAUUAGCCUUUCAACACCAUUUGCUAACACAAUGUUCCAUUAGAAUUCAGUAGAAAUGGUUGCUGGAAAUGGGCCUCUGUACUAUGUAGUUACAGUAUUCCUUUAAGAAUCAGUCAUUUCCAGAAUUCUAGAAUAGUCAUUUACCACAUAAACAAUAUCUAGACUGUAUUUCUGAUUCAAUUAAUGUUAUCUUCAUUGAAAAACUGCUUUUCUUUCAAAAAUAGGGACAUUUCUCAGUGAAGCCCAACUUUGAAAUGGUGGUGUGCGUUUGGAAAUAAAACCAACAUAAGGCCUAAAAAAACCAUGACGAGCCUUAAAAGGCACAACCCUGUAUUCUCUACAGCCUAAAGACAAUAAGGAGCUCUCCUUCAAGGAAAUAAAUAUGAGAAAUAUAAUAGAACAGGUGACUUCCAACAAAUACGAAUGGGUACAUUUGUUUGGCCAGAACAAGGAUGUGACUGCAACAUAAUCCUAUAAUCUUUUGUAAUGCUGUGUGUCAUUUCACAUAACACUCAGAGACGUUCCUUUUCUUAUCUUAGGUGUUUUUUGUAAUGUGAGUUGGCAUGUUGAGAAAUCUUUUACUUUGUCAUUUUCAGCAUUGUUGCAACUUGAUAAUCAAGCAGUCUAGUUGUUUGGUCACAUUUUUCACAGCUGAAUGGCAGCCAGUUGCAUAAGGUAAAACUGUUGUUCGUUCUCCAUCCAUCAGUAUAAAUAGCAGUGUAUCUGUCUCAGCAACAAUCCGUUCCACUGUUCACCGUUCAGACUGGAUCUACGGAAACCAUGCUCAGCUUCACACUCAGCACCACACUGCUGCUUGCAGCUUGUUUGCUCAGGACAUCAGUUGUUUCCACAGAGAAGGCUGUGACCUGUGAUGCUAACACAGGUCGUCGCAACUUUGGCCGUGACAAUGUCCAACGCCUUGGCUGUGAUCACGGAGUGAUCCGUGUGCAGGGAGCCCUGUACGGACGUGCAGAUCGUGAGACCUGCAGUGAGGGAAGGCUUGCAAGACAGGUUGCCAAUACACGGUGCUCUCAAAGGGGCACUCUGGAUGCUGUCAAGAGGAGAUGUGAUGGCAAGAAGGUGUGUGAGUUCAACAGUGAUGCAGUUCGUAGGUCUGAUCCCUGCUUAGGCACCUACAAAUAUCUGGAGACCAACUACACCUGCUUCCCAGCAAUUCGCGUCAUUGCAUGUGAGGACUCUGUGGCACAUUUGUUUUGUGCUAAGGGGCAGGUUAUAUUUGUCUAUGGAGCUGACUAUGGACGCAGUGACCAGACCACCUGCUCCUACAGACGGCCUGCCUCUCAGGUUCAAAAUGUGUCCUGUACAAGCUUCACUAGCAAAACUGUAGUUGAGGAGCGCUGUAAUGGGAAAAACAACUGUACCAUCAGCGCUACCAACUCAGUGCUUAGAGACACCUGUGUUGGCACAUACAAGUACCUGGAGGUGGCAUACAUUUGUGAAUAUCCUCUGGACACUGGAGAGGAAUCUUCAGGGGAGUCUUCGCAAACACACGCAGAAUGAAACAUGUAACAAACAUGUACUCAAUGACAUUUAAUAUAGCAAAUGUGUCACUUUGUAAUUUAG